AUGUCGGACGGCCGAGGCGAAGCGUUGGACGCGGAGGCUGUGAGGAAGGAUGAGGUCCCCACAUCGGAGACUCACGACGCGUCUCCCUCCUUCACUGAAGUCGAUGGAGGAGAGAGAGAGAAAGGCCGAACCGCAACGAGUACCGCCAAUGCGCUUUCUCCCCUGGCAGCGGCCUCUUCUGCUCCCGACAACUGCGCAACUGACGGGUCAGUGGCACCGCGUAUGGAAGCAUCGUGCGCACAUGGGCGUGGAGAAGAAACUCGAGAGAUCUCUUCAGAAGAAAGCGAGAUGAAGGAAGACAUCAACGGGGACAGGAGCGCUCUCUCCCAGAAGGAUGCAUACAGUGAAAAUGGCAGUGAGCACGAGAGUGAGGAUGCCGAAGACGAUGGAGACUUGAAGCAGAAGGGCCUUGUGCUUUUUGAAAAACGAGACUUUGAGGGAGCAAUCGAUUGUUGGAAGCGCGGGCUGCGAGCGGUGAACUUUGUGCUGUCUAAAGACAUCGGGGACGCCGAAAAAACAAGGGAAUUUGAGAAGAUGAAACUGUCUUACCUUCUGAAUUUGUCGCUCGGCUCUCUAAAAGCGGAGCAAUUCGGUGCGUGCGUCCGCUACUGCGACGAUGUCCUCGACACCGAUCCCUUCCACCUCAAGGCUCUGUUUCGCAAAGCCCAGGCUUUGCACAGUUUGGGUCGUUUAGAGGAUUCGCUGGCCAUGGUGGAGAGUCUGUUGGACGCGCAUCCGAACAAUCCGGCUGCGGUGUCUCUGGAGCAGAAGCUGAAGCGUGAACUGCACGCGUACCGGAAGAAGGAGCGUCAGAUGGCGAAGGUGAUGCUCGAGAGUAUGGAUGCAGAUCCGCGUUCAAACAGUGUCCCCCAGGCAGCCGGGUCAGUUGAAAAGAAAGGUUUUUUCAAUAGGGUGAAGUCAGCUUUUGGAUUUUCCAAAGAGGCCUCUUCGCCAGGGACGAGCCCGCAAGCGUCCUCUUCAGGGGCCUCUGCGUCACCUUCGCCCUUUCUGCCUUUCAGCGCCUUUCCGAGUUCGUCUGUAGCGGAUGCUGUGCGUCAAUUUGAAGGCGGAAAUGCCGAUAAUCCUUUCGCGUCGCUCUUUGAGUGUCGCUCGCCCUUCGGGGCGGGAGGCCCUCAAGACCCGCAGAGGUUAUCGCAGGACAUGCGGGACCUGCAGCGACUCAUGGAGUUGAAUCAGCGCCUGAUGCAGAGCGGAGACGACGCUGGAUUUUUCGAGAAAGUUCGCCUGGCCUGGGCCUUUUGCUGCUUCGCCGGUCGCGCCCUCUUCGACCGUGGAUGGGCUGCAUGCAAGCGCAGGUGUACAGACACCUGCAGCAGGCGGAAGCGACCCGCCGAGCCAUACUUCACAGUUUCCCCCCUAGGUCCCAAGGCUGCAGCUUCGCAGGUGCCCGCAGCGGGGUACGGCGUUCGUGACGCUUUCGCGGGAGAAUCUUCUCGUGGAAAGAAGACAGAGGAAAACACAGCGAGUGCGUCUCCAGCAUGCGGGCAGGAAUCCCAGGUUCCCCGAUUUGAAGAAGUGGAUGACGGAGCGAGAGUGGCGGAGUCAGCGAUAACAGGCGCAGCGGAAGGGAUUGGAAAAGAAGGCGGGAAAGGCAGUGGAAAGAGUGUUGCGCGGCGACGUCGUCGGCACCUCUAG
This is a messenger RNA of Toxoplasma gondii ME49, 1656 nucleotides long. RefSeq names its product tetratricopeptide repeat-containing protein. The coding region runs from base 1 to 1656 and encodes 551 amino acids. Gene Ontology annotation, molecular function: protein binding. Lineage: Eukaryota; Apicomplexa; Conoidasida; Eucoccidiorida; Sarcocystidae. The record is from RefSeq and is a predicted model, not a curated record. The transcript is spliced from 3 exons.